ACCGCGUUCUCGCAGCGCACUCCGGAGCUGCCGUGCGAGAGGGGCGAGACCCGAGCCAUCGCCGCCCACCCCAGACGGCGCCCCGCCGCCAGACGCCGCCGCGUGUGGAUCGAUCUCCGGCUCGCAGCCGCAGCGGCGGCGGCCUCACGACAGGAGGGGACCCGCAGCCCGAUCAGCCGCACCAGCCGCCCGCCAUGUUCAAGUCGGACACGGUGGUUGAGGAGGUGAUCCAGGUGAAGCAGGCGCAGAUCCUGGACGCCGAGCCCUGGCAGGGGGACGUGAGUACAAUGAGUGCGCAGAACCGCAUCCUCAUCAAAGGAGGACAGGUGGUGAACGAGGACCAUACCUUCUUCGCCGACGUGUACGUUGAAGAUGGCAUCAUUAAGCAGCUGGGGCAGAACCUCAUCACGCCCGGGGGAGCCCGCGUCAUCGAGGCCAAGGGGAAAUACGUCAUCCCAGGCGGCGUGGACACGCAGACGCACCUGCAGCAGCCGGUGAACGGCACCGUCUCCUCCGAUGACUUCUACACGGGCACGCGCGCGGCGCUGGCCGGCGGCACCACCACCGUGCUGGACGUGGUGAUGCCGCAGCGGGGUGAGCCGCUGCUGGAUGCCUACCACAAGUGGCGCGAAUUCGCCGACAAGAAGGCCUGCUGCGACUACAGCCUGCACGUGGCCGUCACCUGGUGGUCUGAGAAGGUCAAGCUAGAGAUGUCUGAACUUGCUUCUGAACAUGGCAUCAACUCCUUCAAGAUGUUCAUGGCCUUCAAGGACAAGUGGCAGCUGUCUGAUGCUGAGCUCUUGAAGGCGUUCAGCCACUGCAAGCAGAUCGGUGCUCUGGCUCAGGUGCACGCAGAGAACGGUGACGUCAUCAAAGAGAUGACGGAGCGCCUGCUGGCGGCCGGCGUGACCGGGCCGGAGGGGCACGAGCUGUCGCGGCCGGAGGAGGUGGAGGCCGAGGCGACGCUGCGCGCCUGCGUGCUAGCCCACCAGGUGGGCUGCCCUCUGCACGUGGCGCCCGUCAUGUCGCGCUCCGCUGGCGAAGUGCUGGCGGCGCGGCGCCGCCAGGGCCACCUGGUCGGCGGCGAGGCGUGCGCGGCCGCGCUCGCCACCGACGGCACGCACCAGUGGAACCGGUGCUGGCGGCACGCGGCGGCGCACGUCACCAGCCCGCCGCUGCGGCCCGACCCGGCCACGCCCGAGCAUCUGACCGGCCUGCUCGCCAACGACGAUCUGCAGUGCGCGAGCAGCAACCACUGCGCGUUCACGAUCGAGCAGAAGGCGGCUGGCAAGGAUAACUUCACGAAGAUCCCUCAGGGCGUGAACGGCAUCGAGGACCGCAUGUCCAUCGUCUGGGAGAAGGGCGUCGCCUCGGGCAAGAUGGACGUCUGCCAGUUUGUGGCCGUGACCAGCACGAACGCAUCCAAACUGUUCAAUCUCUAUCCGCAGAAGGGCGUGAUCGCGGUCGGCUCGGAUGCCGACAUCGUCAUCUGGGACGGACAGGCCAAGCAGACGCUGUCGGCCAAGACGCACCAGGAGCGCCUGGACUUCAGCGUGUUCGAGGGCCUGCGGUGCCGCGGCGCGCCGGCCUGGGUGCUGGCGCGCGGCCGCCUCUGCCUGGAGGAGGGCCAGCUGCGUGUGGUGCAGGGCGCCGGCCGGCUGCUGGCGCGGCCGCCGUUCGCGCCGCACCUGUACCGGCGCGUGCAGCAGCGCGACACGGCCGGCCUGCCGGCGCCCGUCAACAGGGACGGCGUGCCGGACGAUGCGGACCCGCCGGUGGUGGACGUGUCCAACGGCGUGCGCCGCGUGGCCGAGACCUUCUCCGGGAGGCCGGCGGAGGAUGUGGAGUCGCUGCCGCCGGCCGAGGAUGAGUUUCACAGCCGCCAGGAGCCGGCCGAGGGCGUGCGCAACCAGCAGAACUCUGGCUUCGCCGUGUCGGGUGAGGACCAGCUGCCGCGCGGAGCUCAGAUCGAUGACAAGGCCCCGAAGAGAACCGGGGUGAAGGUGCACGCUCCGCCCGGAGGCAAGUCUGCCGGCAGCUUCUGGUAACCACAGCAGACCUGUCAAGCUCCGGUCGGCUGCGCACCAGCCGGCGACUGCCCUGCAGCAACUGGUGAGCCGCUGGCAAGAGCAUCUUAUCUAGCAACGCCCCAGUCGGUAGCCCUGGAGCACGGGCAACUAUUCCACGCGGUGUCCACGCACGACUCGAGCGACACUGCCGGUUGAAGACGCUGGGAGCGCCACCACUCUGCCCGUUUGCUGGUCCGGCUGUCAACGUCCAGGACGCUCGCAAACGCGAAGAGUGGUGUGGAGUGUUCUAGCGUGCUGGUCUCAGUGCAGUGUACGCCAGAGCGCUCCACCCGGGCGGGUCCGCAGACGUAAGUACACCCCUGUGUGCGUGUGUGCUGCGCCUGCGUGCGCGUGCGUGGUGCGCUCCCAGAUGUGGCGUUUGCACCUCAGGUGGCGCCUGUUCCGCGACCCAGGACCCCGCCAAAGAACUGGCUGCUUUGAUUCCCCCCGCCUUUGCUUCCCAUGCCGGGGUUGUAUGGAGGUUGGUCAUCUGGACUGGUCCGAAUGAUUGGCUGCGGUGUUAGGCUGACGAAGCGGUGCAGAGGUGUUCGCACGCAGCUAGGUUUAAAUUACCGGUUUGAAAAGUAGCUACGUGUUUUGGUUGAUGGACCGAGAUGAACAGUGUCUUGCUGGAUGUUUUCGAGGAGUGUGGUGGAGAGUGAUGAUGCGGUCUGGUGCGGUCAUGCAGGGAGAAGCCAAAAUGGAUGCACGUAAAACAUUUUCCUAGCGUUUGAUACCGCGGUGUUUUCACACGAACUUUGGCAGCUGCACUGUCUGUGGGCAUUUGGUCGAGUUAGACAUGCUGGCACCUUGUACCCUGUUGCAAGAAGUGGCAGCCUGUGUGCACGGUGAUGAUGCGCCGACGUAGAUCUAUGUCCGUCUUCUUUUCAUGCUAGGAUGUUUCCUUUUGCUUGCAUGAUGUUGCGCACGUUCAGGCAGUGUGCCCGCCGAAUCUUAAGCUUUAGUGUGUGGUUGUUGUCGAAAUGCGUCUGUUAAAUAUUUGUUUGCAACUUCUGCUAAAAUAAAAAUCCUAGUCGGAUGAAAUUUUCUGCACGAAA
Pollicipes pollicipes is the source of this 3127-nucleotide messenger RNA. RefSeq names its product dihydropyrimidinase. The coding region runs from base 195 to 2048 and encodes 617 amino acids. Gene Ontology annotation, molecular function: dihydropyrimidinase activity. The record is from RefSeq and is a predicted model, not a curated record. Gene Ontology annotation, biological process: pyrimidine nucleobase catabolic process. NCBI's taxonomy places the organism in Eukaryota, Metazoa, Arthropoda, Thecostraca, Pollicipedomorpha, Pollicipedidae. Gene Ontology annotation, cellular component: cytosol; cytoplasm. The transcript is spliced from 11 exons.